UUUCUCCUGGUAGAAGUUGAGAUGAAAGAUAGUAUGACCAAACCUCCAGCAGUAAUACGAUGAGAAUAACUCGAACAUUAUUCCAAACAAAAUAAUCAUGGCUUCUUCAAGACAUUUGCUCAAAUGCUUACCAAUGAUUUGCUCUUCAACUCCUCGAUUCGGCACAUUAAAUUCCAAAGUGAAACUUAGUGAAAUUCCGGAUAUUUGCACAAGAGAGGAUUGGAGUGAGGCUAUUAAUGAAAGUCGUAUGCUAUUACAAAAGUAUCCAAUCAAACCAUCAUUUGUGAAUCGAGGAAUGGGACGAAUAUCUCUACAAACAGUUGUAAAAAGAAUGGAAGAAAUUUCUCAAAAUAACAACAACUACUUGAUAAAUACAUUUAAACAGCUUCUCAGCAAUACAGAUGAUACAGCCAAUGAGCUGCGAUGGCCAGGCUUGGUCACUCUGAUGCUCGCCAAAUCCAUUGGCUAUCCGUUUGAGGCAGAUAAUUUUGUCAGUAAAUCACUGGAAGAUGUCAUUUGGUCCUCACAAGUAACCCUUGCAGAAAUCAUCAACCUGCUCCACUGCAAUCUUGUGUUUAGAAAGGAAAUUUUUCGGCUUUCUUUAACAAAGAAAAUUUCAAAGAAUUCGGGAAUCGAGAAAGAGUUGGACAAAAUGGUGUACAACUAUCUCACAUCAAUCGUUCUUUACAAAGCUUCAGUUCUGAAUAAUUACAAGGUGGUGCAACUAAUAGCUGACAUAUUGGAAUGUUUAGUCAAGACAAGACAAUCAAGCACUACAAACAUUCUUUUGAAAAAUCUAAAAGAAUGGGAAUACAACACAUUUCACUCUCAAGGAUUACUCUUAGCUUCUGGGUGCCAGGCUACACUGCAGCUUGCUGGUUACGAUGAAACAUCACAGAAAAUGGCAUUUACAUUUGGAAUGAACUUUGCAUUUGCUAUUAAAGCUCAUGCAGAAAUACAACAACACUGGAAUUAUCAGAACUCUCGCAGUUCAACGAUAAAUAUUUCAAGCUUUCCCAUUGCUCUCCACUUGCAAAACCACCCGGAAACUUUACCUUUUGUGUAUAGCCGUAAUGAGAUAUUUGAUAACUCAGACAUUGACAUGUUACAUACAAUUCUUCAAACAAAUUCUGCAAUGAGAGAUGCAAAAAUGCAGCUAGAAAUUUACAUAAAGAAGGCACUUAGCAUUUUACAGCAGUUGCAGAAAUCUGGAAAUGAUGAUGUCACAGUAAACUUGAUAAAACUUGUAAACACUUUAUGUAACAUAAAUGAGUUUUAAGCAAUCUUGAAACUAGCCACAAUAUUAUAACUUAAUUGAAAAUGUCAAUAAGAAACAAAUUUCAAGCAGAAUGAUAAAAAAAAAAAAAACUUUUUAAAAAUUAAGCUUGAAUUGUAAUUCAUUCGAACAAACUUCAACAGAUUCUCUAUAAAGAUUAAAAAUUGUAAAAAAGCAGGAUCAUUUUUAGUACAUUUUCAGAAAUAUUUCUUAAAACCUUUUAUUAAUUUAUAUUUUGCUUAGUAAUAAAAAAUUAAUGUUAUGCAGAAAAUAAGUUUUUUUACGUUAUGAGAAGCUUCCAGUAAAGCUUCUCAGGACACUAAUCUUUUAUUUAAUUGAAGAGAAUGGAACAGAAAAUAUAAACAAUAAUUUGUUAUAGUAU
This is a messenger RNA of Parasteatoda tepidariorum (common house spider), 1658 nucleotides long. Its product is annotated as all trans-polyprenyl-diphosphate synthase PDSS2. Gene Ontology annotation, molecular function: prenyltransferase activity. Gene Ontology annotation, biological process: ubiquinone biosynthetic process; isoprenoid biosynthetic process. NCBI's taxonomy places the organism in Eukaryota, Metazoa, Arthropoda, Arachnida, Araneae, Theridiidae. Gene Ontology annotation, cellular component: transferase complex; mitochondrion. The record is from RefSeq and is a predicted model, not a curated record.